Molecule: messenger RNA, 441 nt
Organism: Impatiens glandulifera
Lineage: Eukaryota; Viridiplantae; Streptophyta; Magnoliopsida; Ericales; Balsaminaceae
Product: VQ motif-containing protein 11-like
Exons: 1
Coding region: 1-441 (146 amino acids)
Source: RefSeq, a predicted model, not a curated record
AUGAAAAACUCAAACACAAUCUUUAUCCAAACAGAUCCUUCCAACUUUCGAGCCAUUGUUCAGCACCUUACCGGCAAACCCACCACCGCCGUCGCCGGCGCCGUCGAGAUCGCUCCUCCUAUGCCGCCGUUGAUCAGGCUCCAUAACCGGCGACAGACUAAUAAUUUGGAGAUUAAACUCGGGUCGGGAAUUCCUAUGAAUCGGGCCAAUGCCAUGAUGGGUUUUUCCGGUGAGAAAACGGUGAUGGUAUCUCCUGUAUCGCCGUUCGAUCUGUUUGGGCUACCGUCGCCGGCGCCGGAGGAGGAAGAGCAGAGGGCCAUUGCAGAGAAAGGAUUCUAUUUGCACCCGAGUCCACUCAGUAUGAAUCGGAGCUCCAAACCCGAAUUACUCAACCUGUUUCCUUUGCACUCAACCCGACAUCAUGACCCGUCUUCGUCCUAA